Messenger RNA from Colletotrichum acutatum, 395 nucleotides. RefSeq lists its product as uncharacterized. The transcript is spliced from 2 exons. NCBI's taxonomy places the organism in Eukaryota, Fungi, Ascomycota, Sordariomycetes, Glomerellales, Glomerellaceae. Bases 57 to 395 code for a protein of 112 amino acids. The record is from RefSeq and is a predicted model, not a curated record.
GGAAAACCCCAACGAAUAAACAUCUUUUUUGGACUGAGUCACCACCCCCGCUCAACAUGGCAACUCCAGCUGAUUAUUCGGUUGACCCCUCAACUAACCCGUCUUCUUGGCCCGGCCCGCAUCAAACUACCACAGGUUACAUCAAUAUCAGCAAGGUUGACAUAGUUUUCGUUAACAUGAACGGCGAUUCAAACUUUCGCAUACUACGCACUGGAACCAAUGAACACGUUCACCAUGUUGUGACACAGGUGACUAAACAUGUGGCUCGUGGUCUUUAUCAUUUAAUCAGUCUUAACGCAACGGAGCACUCGUGCGUGGUGGUCAUAUCAACGGGAAAGAAGAGAAGCGAACUAUCGGGACGGGGCUUCCCGUGGGACAACAGAAUAGACCCUUAG